This is a messenger RNA of Pyricularia pennisetigena, 2553 nucleotides long. RefSeq lists its product as uncharacterized. The coding region runs from base 1 to 2553 and encodes 850 amino acids. The record is from RefSeq and is a predicted model, not a curated record. Gene Ontology annotation, cellular component: plant-type cell wall. Lineage: Eukaryota; Fungi; Ascomycota; Sordariomycetes; Magnaporthales; Pyriculariaceae. The transcript has 3 exons. Gene Ontology annotation, biological process: arabinan catabolic process; xylan catabolic process. Gene Ontology annotation, molecular function: alpha-L-arabinofuranosidase activity; xylan 1,4-beta-xylosidase activity.
AUGAAAGAAGAUAAUAGGCUACUGGGAGAGUACAAGGACCAUGGCGGCGACUCAAGGGGGAUAGGAGCACAUGCAUCUGAUGCACCGGGACGACAAUUUAAAUCGGAACAUUGGCGCAGUUCUUGCCACGCCCUGAGGCGAUUUUCAAAGUAUGUGAUGAUCGCAAUGGCUCUCAAGGUUUUCUUUGGGGCCCUUCUUGGGCUUUUGCCAUAUCUCGCCGACGAGGUCCAGGGGGCAAUCACGUACCCGGACUGCGAAAAUGGCCCCUUGUCCACCAACAUCGUCUGCGAUGUGGCUGCCACUCCGGCCGAGAGAGCCGCGGGCCUCGUCGAUAUCAUGGAGCUUGAGGAGAAGCUUGAGAAUCUGGUCAACAACUCUCCCGGUGCGCCCAGGAUAGGGCUCCCGUCGUACGAGUGGUGGUCCGAGGCCCUGCACGGUGUGGCCAAAUCACCCGGCGUGACCUUCAACAAGUCAUCCAGCGGGGCCUUUUCCUCUGCGACGUCCUUUGCCAACCCCAUCGUCCUCUCUGCCGCGUUUGACGAUGAGCUGGUAGAGGCGGUGGCGAUGCAGAUCAGCACCGAAGCCCGGGCGUUCAGCAACGCGGGCCUGGCCGGGCUGGACUGGUGGACGCCCAACAUCAACCCGUACAAGGACCCGCGGUGGGGCCGGGGUAUGGAGACGCCGGGCGAGGACGCGCUCCGCAUCUCAAAGUACGUCAAGGCGCUCUUGCGGGGCCUCGAGGGCAGCGACCCGACGACCAGGAAGAUGAUUGCCAACUGCAAGCACUAUGCGGCCAACGACCUCGAGAGGUGGAACGGCGUGACGCGCUACAACUUUGACGCCCCCGUGACGCUGCAGGACCUGUCCGAGUACUACCUGCCGGCGUUCAAGCAGUGCGCCAGGGACAGCAACGUCGGGUCCUUCAUGUGUGCAUACAACGCCAUGUCGAUCAAGGGCAAGAACCUCUCCUGGAACGGGACACCGGUCUGUGCGAGCAAGUACCUGAUGCAUGACAUCCUGAGGGAGCACUGGGGAUGGAAGAAGCACAACAACUGGAUCACGAGCGAUUGCAACGCUGUUUUGCACAUGUGGAACCAGCACCACUGGUCAGCCACCCGUGAAGAUGCUGCGGGCUCCGCCUACACUGCCGGGACCGAUACAGUGUGCGAGGUUUCAAACUACGACAAGACUGCUGUCAAGGAAGCCUAUGACAGGGGUCUCCUUGAUGAACAUGUCGUCGAUCGGGCGCUCAAACGUCUGUACGAGGGCCUUGUCCGUGCGGGAUACUUUGAUGGCCCGGACGCUCCGUACCGCAACAUCACCUGGGCGGACGUCAACACCCCUGAGGCGAGGAAACUGGCGCUCAGGUCUGCUGCGGAAGGGAUGGUGCUGACCAAGAAUAAUGGCUUCUUGCCGAUCAAGUUGGAGGAACUACAGAAGGGGGGUAAGACCAUAGCGCUGAUUGGGAACUGGACAAACAAUGGAGAGCAGAUGCUUGGGACUUAUAGCGGGAUUGCGCCUUUCAGGAACACGCCGCUCGCUGCUGCCAAAGCGCUCAAUCUCAAAGUUGUCACGGCAGGUGGUCCAGUCAACCAGAGUACUGGGAGCCCCGACAGCUGGACCAGGCCUGCCUUGAAUGCGGCCAAACAGGCGGAUGUCGUUCUGUACUUUGGCGGGAUUGAUCUCUCUGUUGAGGCCGAGGACAGAGACAGGUACUCACUCGCUUGGCCUAGCGCUCAAGCAAAGCUGCUUCGGGAUAUUUCUGCCCUGGGCAAGCCGACAGUAGUGGUACAGCUGGGAACAAUGCUUGACGACACUGCCCUGCUGGAGAACAACAACAUCUCGGCUAUCAUCUGGGCGGGAUAUCCUGGCCAGGAUGGCGGCACUGCCGCGUUCGACAUCAUCACCGGCAAGACCGCUCCUUCGGGCCGGCUUCCCGUCACCCAAUAUCCAGCCAAUUAUGCAAAUCAGGUCCCCAUGACAGACAUGGAGGUCCGACCGUCCAAGGAGACCAAGGGAAGCAACGGGGCCACGGCCGGCAACCCGGGUCGGACAUACAGGUGGUAUGACCAAGCGGUCCACCCGUUCGGGUUCGGGCUGCACUACACGAACUUCACCACCUCUGUGGCCGUGGCCUCUUCGGCCACCAUCUCCACCUCGGACCUCGCAUCAGGUUGCAAGAAGGAGAAACACAUGGACAAGUGCGCGUUUCCGUCCUCGCUCGAAGUCUCCGUCACCAACGCGGGAAAAUCGGUCACGUCGUCCUACGCGGCCCUGGCGUUUGUGCGGGGAGAGUAUGGGCCGAGGCCGUAUCCGCUCAAGACGCUGGUUUCGUACGGAAAAGUGCACCACAUCGCACCCGGGCAGACCAAGAAGCUGAAACUGGGGUUGACUCUGGGCGACCUCGCCAGGACGGCGGAGAAUGGUGACCUGGUGCUAUAUCCGGGCAAGUAUGAGGUAUUGGUGGACGUGCCGACGGCGGCCAAGGCGAGCUUUGAGAUUCGUGGGGAUGAGCUUGUUCUCGAUCAAUUCCCGCAGCCAAAGGAUGAUUAG